Molecule: messenger RNA, 2427 nt
Organism: Lodderomyces orthopsilosis Co 90-125
Lineage: Eukaryota; Fungi; Ascomycota; Pichiomycetes; Serinales; Debaryomycetaceae
Gene: SPB1
Product: 27S pre-rRNA (guanosine2922-2'-O)-methyltransferase
Exons: 1
Coding region: 1-2427 (808 amino acids)
Biological process (GO): maturation of 5.8S rRNA from tricistronic rRNA transcript (SSU-rRNA, 5.8S rRNA, LSU-rRNA); rRNA methylation; maturation of LSU-rRNA from tricistronic rRNA transcript (SSU-rRNA, 5.8S rRNA, LSU-rRNA)
Cellular component (GO): nucleus; preribosome, large subunit precursor; nucleolus
Molecular function (GO): rRNA (guanine) methyltransferase activity; rRNA (uridine-2'-O-ribose)-methyltransferase activity
Source: RefSeq, a predicted model, not a curated record
AUGGGGAAAGUACAGAAGAAAAACAGUAAAGGGCGUUUAGAUAGAUACUAUUACCUUGCAAAAGAAAAGGGAUAUCGUGCUCGUUCUUCAUUCAAAAUCAUCCAAAUAAAUGAAAAAUUUGGUCACUUUUUAGAAAAGUCAAAAGUUGUCAUUGAUUUAUGUGCUGCACCGGGUUCGUGGUGUCAAGUUGCAUCGCAGCUAUGUCCUGUUAACUCGUUGAUUAUUGGUGUGGAUAUAGUCCCCAUCAAGCCUUUGCCAAAUUGUAUCACAUUCCAAAGUGAUAUCACCACAGAAGAUUGUAGGAGUAAGUUGCGUGGACAUAUGAAGACUUGGAAAGCCGAUACAGUACUACAUGACGGUGCUCCAAAUGUUGGUUUGGGAUGGGUUCAAGAUGCUUUUACGCAGUCGCAGUUGACCUUACAGGCCUUGAAGUUGGCAGUGGAGAAUUUGAUAGUGGGAGGAACGUUUGUCACCAAGAUUUUUAGAUCAAGAGAUUAUAAUAAUUUGAUGUGGGUAUUUCAGCAACUAUUUGACAAGGUCGAGGCUACAAAACCACCAAGUUCGAGAAAUGUAUCUGCGGAGAUUUUUGUUGUCUGUAGGGGUUUUAAAGCUCCAAAGAAGUUGGACCCUCGUCUUUUAGACCCUCGUGAAGUGUUUGAGGAGUUGAACGACAAGAAGAGUGUCAAUAAUGAGGAAAAAGUGUUUAAUCCGGAGAAAAAGAGAAGACAAAGGCAAGGUUAUGAAGAAGGAGACUACACUUUGUUCCACACUAUGCCAAUCAUGCAAUUCAUCAAAGAAGAUGAUCCUAUAAAUCAGUUGGGACAGCUCAAUAAGUUUGAUAUUGAUGAUAAUGACCAUGAAUGGAAAAUAGUGAAAAAGUUGAAGUCUUAUAGUGAAGAAUUGAGAGAAUGCUUUAAGGAUUUGAAGAUUCUUGGAAAGAAGGAGUUCAAACAUAUAUUGAGAUUCCGUAAACAAGCUAGGGACUUGCUAGGUGUUGAUAAAGAGGAGGAGAAACCAGAGAUUGAAGUGGAGGAACUUACCGAAGAGCAAAAGAUUGAUCAGGAAUUAAACCAAAUGUUGGAGAAGCAAAAACAAAAGACAAAGAGAGCCAAAAAGACGGCAAACGAGUUGAAGCAGAAGGAGAUUAUCAGAAAUCAAAUGCAAAUGGUUACCGAUAUGAAUAUCGGUAUAGAUGCCGCACAAAUUGGUGCAGAUUCAUUGUUUAAUUUGAAAACUGCCGAAAAAUCGGGUCAGUUAAGCAAACUUGCUGCUGGUAAAAAGGCUAUGGUUUUUUCAGAGGAAGAUCGUGCAAGGGAUACAGAGAUACAUUUCGAUGAACAGGAGGCAAACAGUGAAGACGAAAUUGAUGAAUUGGAAGCGCAAUUGGAUGACAUGUACGAACAAUAUCAAACCCGAAGAGCGGAAAGGGACGCAAAAUAUAAGGCAAAAUUGGCUAGAGGAGGCGAUGACGAAGCAUGGGAUGGUAUAGAGUCAGCCGACGAGGAGAAAGAUGAGGAGGAUUACGAAAUGGAAAGUCUGGACUCCGACGAGGAUGAUGAUGAACAUAUCAAGCUAAUUGCCGAGGGUAAACAAAGUGGGGAGCUCACCAAAACUGCUAGAAGUUUCUUUCAAUCUGAUUCAAUUUUUAAUGAGCUUGAUGACGAGGAUUUGAUUGAGGAAUCUAGGCCAAGAGCGGAAAAGAAGGCAACUGCUGCAAGCGUACCAACAAAUGGAAAAGCGGAUGUGCCGGCGGUAGACUUUGACUCUGAUUCUGAUUCCGAUUUUGAAAUUGUUCCUAAUACAGGAGACGAUGAAGAAGAAGAGGAAGAAGACAGUGACGAUGAAAUGUUGUCAAACAAGGAGAGGGUAGAUUUGACAACUGCGGAGGCAAUGACAUUAGCUCACAAAGUUGCACUCGGACAAAUGUCAAAGAAGGAUCUUAUCGAAGAGGGUAUUAACAGGUAUUCCUUCCGUGACAAGGAAAAUCUUCCUGAAUGGUUCCUUGACGAUGAACAAAAACAUUCAAAAUUAAUCAAACCAAUCUCCAAAGAAGCUAGUUUGGCAAUCAAGGAAAAGCUUAAGCAAUUGAAUGCUAGACCUAUUAAGAAAGUGUUGGAGGCCAAGGGUAGAAAGAAGAUGAGAGCAUUACGUCGUUUGGAAAAAUUAAAGAAAAAGUCUGACUUGAUCAACGAGGAUAGCUCUAAAUCUGAAUACGACAAGGCUGCAGAAAUCUCUAAAUUGAUGCAAAAGGCUAAAAACAGUGGAAAGGAUAAACGAAAGAAGAUGACCGUUGUCGUUGCUAGAGGCUCCAAUAGAGGUCUCAGUGGAAGGCCAAAGGGUGUUAAAGGUAAAUAUAAGAUGGUUGAUGGUGUUAUGAAGAAUGAGCAAAGGGCAUUAAAGAGAAUUUCAAAGAAGCAUAAGAAGUAA